AUAGUUUCUUUGCCACCUCCAUGCAAGUCAGCUAGUAUUGUGGAAUACCUGUUUGUAUCCCUUUUAGAUUUGUCUUAUACUCUGUGAUCCUUAUUACACAUUUUCUUGACACACCACGCUCCACGCGCGCGCGCUAAAAAAGCCUGAGGUUGUCCCACACAUGCCAGGAGGGGGACGUCGAUGGUUUGGAAAAAGUUAAGAUUAGGAGAAGACAGAACCCCACUCCUCGACUCCUCGAUACCUGCUACUGCUUACGUUGGAAAAAAAGUGUAUUUAUCCAGUCCAGGACCUGGUACAAGUAUAAAUAUAUACGGGCUCCUAAAAACCUAAUCCAUAGCCUGAAAUCUCAAAUAAAUCCUGAAAGCCAUGUCUUUCACCAAGACUUAUUUUCUCUGCCCGACAUCUGACUUCAUCCAUCCACCUCCAACGGGCUCGCUAUGUCUCGGCUCUAUAAUUCGUUCGACGUCAACGCCGCAGUUCCCCCUCAACCGAGCAAAUGUCGUUCCCGUAACCAUCGCAAAUCCACCGGUGGUGGAGACCGAUUGGAAGAAGACCGUUUCGACCGAGGUGGGAAUGGGGCUAGGUGUUUACGCGCAGUUUCUGCAGCUGGCUACAGGAGGUUUAGGCCUGGGCCCUGAAGUGGAUGUUAAGCACUCCAGCCGAAUAGCGAAUACAUUCGCGUUUGACGCAGUGACGACUGUGUCCUUUGAGCCGACACCGCAGUAUGUUGAUGAAGCCAUUAAAGCACCUGCUGUGCAGGCGUACUUGAGAGAGCCCAAGCAGCGAUUUGCCCCUGUUGUCUCGCUCUUUCUCGUGACGGGCAUGAAGCUCGUCAAGGGCGCGAGAAUCAAGUACUCGACUUCGCGAAGUACGGCAGUCACGGGAAACAUUGGCAUCGACGUGGCCCCGCUCGGCAUGACAUUCGGUCCAACGGGCCACUGGACCAGAACGAAUGAUGAUGAGACGGAAUUCAAUCGGGAUUCUGAAUUCGUUUUUGCGUUUCGCGUUAAGAGGCUUAGGUUUGGGCGGAAAUUCAAGACUGAAGAGCACAGUAAGGGUGCUUUCAUGGCGAUUGGAAAAGAUGAAAACGACGACACAGAGCCUAUUUUAGUGGACGAUGUUGAUGGUUCUGACAUUGAAAAUGCGAGACUUGUUCCUGAUGUGGCCGAAAACGGCAAUGUUUACUGUAUCCCCGCUUAACUAAGACAUUCAAUCUUUUAAUUCGUUUGAGAAUACCAAAGAAUUUUAUAAAGCCAGGAA
Molecule: messenger RNA, 1260 nt
Organism: Aspergillus wentii DTO 134E9
Lineage: Eukaryota; Fungi; Ascomycota; Eurotiomycetes; Eurotiales; Aspergillaceae
Exons: 1
Coding region: 367-1200 (277 amino acids)
Source: RefSeq, a predicted model, not a curated record